GCACACCACCAUAAUCACAGCUUAUGUCAUGCCCCUGUAAGCUCCCGACCCUCUACUCACAGGUUGGCCCCAAAAUCAGCUGUUGGAGAUCCGGACCGUAAGCUGUGAUAAAUCAUUUGGGGGAAUGUCCAUCCGGAUCACACCAGCUGGCAUCAAGCUUCUAUAUACAUUCUCCUGAUUACCCAGAGUGCUUGUUCAUGACUGGAUGCUGCUACGGGCGAUUCCACACCCUACGUGGCUUUUAUACAGCAUGUGUUGCAUGGCGUGACUCAGGCUCACUCCAAGUCGUUUACUUGCAACAGUACAAUAUGGCUACUACAGGAACUCCUGCGAUUUUGGAGUUGCACUUGCAACCAGGUGCGGAUGAAGCGAUUCUAGCCAAGCUAGGAUACAAGCAGGAGUUUCUCAGGGAAUUUACUCUGCUAGAGGUGGCUGGACUUGCAUUCAGCUUUACAGGACUACUACCUGGUAUAGCAUCUGUGCUUUUUUAUGCUAUGCCAAAUGGAGGGCCUGUCGCUAUGGUUUGGGGGUGGGUAAUUGCCACCCCCUUGAUAUUGUGCAUCGGGUUGGCGAUGGGAGAGCUCGCAUCAGCAGCACCUACUUCUGGUGGCAUAUGUCCUUGA
Molecule: messenger RNA, 623 nt
Organism: Suillus paluster
Lineage: Eukaryota; Fungi; Basidiomycota; Agaricomycetes; Boletales; Suillaceae
Exons: 4
Coding region: 198-623 (141 amino acids)
Biological process (GO): amino acid transport; transmembrane transport
Cellular component (GO): membrane
Molecular function (GO): transmembrane transporter activity
Source: RefSeq, a predicted model, not a curated record